Messenger RNA from Anoplopoma fimbria (sablefish), 691 nucleotides. RefSeq names its product LYR motif containing 5b (gene lyrm5b). Gene Ontology annotation, biological process: respiratory electron transport chain. The coding region runs from base 198 to 449 and encodes 83 amino acids. The record is from RefSeq and is a predicted model, not a curated record. NCBI's taxonomy places the organism in Eukaryota, Metazoa, Chordata, Actinopteri, Perciformes, Anoplopomatidae. The transcript is spliced from 3 exons. Gene Ontology annotation, cellular component: mitochondrion.
GCCCGCUUCAGUCCGCGCUGGAGGAUGACUAUCUCUGCCGGGUUACUCUUUGGUUGUUUACUUAGUUUUCACUUCCGGAGCUCGUUACUAAACUUCAGAGUUUGGAACUGAAGCUGAAAUAUAUAAACUGAGUUUAACGCUCAUCUUUAAACAAACACGGACAUAAAGGACGAGUUCAGAGGACUCAUCUCUGGACGAUGGCGAACCCCCUGAGGUCUGAAGUGGUCCGACUCUAUAAAAACCUCCUCUACCUCGGACGGGAGUACCCUAAAGGUGGCGACUACUUCAGGGACCGUCUGAGAGCGGCGUUCACUAAAAACAAAGGUGUUCAGGACCCGCAGCAGAUCAGGGAUCUGAUUGGUCGAGGCGAGUUCGUGGCCAGAGAGCUGGAGGCGCUCUACUACCUGAGGAAGUACCGAGCCAUGAAGAAACGCUACUAUGAGGAAUAAACUCUCUACAGAAACCAUGUGUGCUUCUGACGUCAUAAUCAAUAAGAGGAUCCAUUCAAAGAGACAAAGCUUUAUUUAAAACUAAACAAAAACAGAAGCAGCUUUAAAGGUUUUAUUGUUUUGUUCCCAGAGAGUUGACCGACAGAAAAAAACGAUCAAAUAAAAAUAAUUAAAACAGACGAGUCGUCUCCAUGAAACAGCAGCAGGAAGAAGAUCAGGAGAACUCAGUAGAGACGCCUCAC